Messenger RNA from Medioppia subpectinata, 745 nucleotides. The record is from the annotation of a GenBank genome assembly. Lineage: Eukaryota; Metazoa; Arthropoda; Arachnida; Sarcoptiformes; Oppiidae.
AUAUAUGCCGUUAAAAGAGUACAAUUUGAGGUAUUACAACUCAUGGCUUGAGUCCAAUCAUCUCUUCAUUCAAAUGGAGUUCUGUUCACAAAGUCUUAAAUCUGUUCUCAAAUACAAACCCAUUGUUUUCGAGAGACAACCGGAAGAAGAGAUGAAAGUUUUUGAAUAUUUCAUUUGCUGUGAAGUAUUCAAAGAACUCUUAGAAUGUGUUCAAUAUCUGCAUUCAUGUGAUCCACCGGUCAUUCAUCGGGAUCUCAAACCCGACAAUAUAUUACUCGAACAUAACAUACGAUUUAAUCGUUUCGUAAAACUAUGUGACUUUGGUUUAGCCACCGAUCACGUGAUGGCAUCCAUGAGCCAUUCGGCAGGUGUGGGUACUUCACAAUACAUGGCUAUUGAAGCCCAUCAGCGCCGGUACACAACCAAAGCCGACGUCUAUAGCCUGGGAGUGAUUGCACAGCAUUUGUUUGACUUAUUCAAUAUUUUAAUGCCGACGACCGGCCGACCAGUGAUCAAGUGCUGGACGACUAUAAUCAUUGGUCUAUUAAUAAACAUAUUGUUUGUGACAACUAAUACUCGGGUCUAUGGGUUGGGCAGUAAUAGUGAGGGAGUGUUGGGUUUGGGACACAACCGACCCAUACAUACACCCGAAGAAGUCAUAAAAGGUGACCAACUGUCCUCUAUUUGGAUAUAUUUUGAGCAGAGUACGCUUAAGAUUUACUACAGUAUGAAAACCAAGGAUAAA